AUGAGGGUUCAAUGGUGUGUUUUUACUAAGUUGCCCUUUAACCUAGGUAUAAAAGGGCAACUUCACAACAACCCUAGCCUUCUUCCUCUCUUUUACGCGAAAUUACAAUUCGGAGCCCUAGCUUUCUUCCUCUGUUGCUGUUCUUCUCUUCCACGGUUGACGGUUCCACACUUCCACCUUCGAUUCCACCAUGCUCGAGAGAAGGAGACCCUGAAGGAGAACCCUAGCUUCUCUUCCUCUCUUCUUCUCUUCAGUCAUCGCCGUCGCAGGGUUGCCGUCGUUGGGUCGCCGUCACUGCCUCGCUGGGUCGCCGUCGCCGAGGAGCAAUCCAUUCACCGAGAAGCAGUCCUGUCACCGAGCAGCAGUCCAGUCGCCAAAAAAGACUCCAGUGGCCGUCGCAGUCCAACUCGAGCACCGAGCAGCACUCCUGUCACCAAGCCAUCUCCUGCAGAAAGCAACUCCACAAUGUCUUCUUCGGAGAAAUUGCACCAACCGGAGAAGAUGAGGAUGAGUCUGGUGUGGAUUCAGAUUAAGUAUGCUGGUUGAUUGGCUGUUUGAUUUUUAUUUGUUUUAAAGUGACUGUUGUGGUUUAAAGUGUGUUUAUUUUUGUUGUUUUGCUGGACAUUUUUAAUUGCCUUUGUUUUAUAUUUAAUUAAGUUGAAUUUGUACUGGAUUUGGAUAUGAUAUACUCUUGUUAUUCUGGUUUAUUGAAGGUUUUAAAUUUUAUUUUAUGAUA
This is a messenger RNA of Arachis duranensis, 736 nucleotides long. RefSeq lists its product as uncharacterized. The record is from RefSeq and is a predicted model, not a curated record. Bases 1 to 546 code for a protein of 181 amino acids. NCBI's taxonomy places the organism in Eukaryota, Viridiplantae, Streptophyta, Magnoliopsida, Fabales, Fabaceae. The transcript is spliced from 2 exons.